This is a messenger RNA of Didymosphaeria variabile, 2334 nucleotides long. RefSeq lists its product as uncharacterized. Bases 1 to 2334 code for a protein of 777 amino acids. The transcript has a single exon. The record is from RefSeq and is a predicted model, not a curated record. NCBI's taxonomy places the organism in Eukaryota, Fungi, Ascomycota, Dothideomycetes, Pleosporales, Didymosphaeriaceae.
AUGGAACCCAUCGACAGACUCUUGAUCCUGUUGCGAAUCGUAUACUACCUCCUCCAAGUAUCGGUCUUCGCAAAGGUCUCUAAUGACCACAAGGACACCUCCGUCAUCUUUCCCUGUAUCUGCAUCGUGAUCAGCGCAAGUUUCGGCAACCAUCUUCCCGCGUUCUUCAUGGGCGUCUUCCUAUCCAUCUUCCUGAUCGUUCGCUACCAUCUUUUCACACCUCGAACGCCAGACUCAUCUGAUCCCCCGGCCAAAGGCUCUGGUCCAGAAUCUGGGCCUGCCGGCGAAGACCCUGGCUCCAACAUUGUGGGCUUUCCCAACGGCUUCAGCGUUCCGGACGAUUCAGACGACGAGGACGACUUUGUUGAUCCUCUAAUCACGUCUCUCACGUGGGAGCGUGACGAGGAGACCCUGAACACACGCAUCGACACCUUGACCGCGAUGAACGAAGACUUGACUGCCGAUAACGAAGCCCUCGCCAAGCAAGUUUAUGAGUGGAAAGAAGCGUACUACAGCUUGGAAAUCAACUCCAAGGCUGAAUACAAUAUCGUCAAGGGCCAGAACGUCGAACUCAACCGCCGCAUCAACAUCUAUGAGGCGGGGCGCCCCCUACAGUUCCAGACGAAUCGGCUCAACAAAGCCAACGCGGUCAUCAUGGAGAAGGAGCAGGAGAUCGAUCGCUUGACCAACCAAGUGAAGCGUCUCGAAGAUGCAGCCCAGUUCCGCCACAAAUGCUACGAGGAGAACUCGAAGCUCAAGGCAGAGCUAGACGAGAAGAAUAUUCUUCGUGCCAGUGCCCAUCAAGCAACCGAAGAGAAGGCCAGCGCUCUCAACACGGUCGUCACGCUCCUCCAUAGCAUGGUCGAGAAGGGCGGACUAUCUCUGGACCCUGCCGUCUUCAUCAUGUACGAACUUCUCCGUUCCGGCAUCAACCCCCAGCACCUCCAGGUCGAUCUCGAUAAGUACAUCUGGUACCUUAGGUACGUCCGCCUGGGUUAUUCGCAACGCGGAACGAUCCAUGGCGGCUUCCGGGCUACGAUUGCCAUGUUCUUUGGUGGCGAGUACCGCGGCAACGUGUUCACGAAGGAGAUGAAUGGAGCUGAAGUGGUUUUACCGCUUACGCCUACGAGUCGCCUUGACUUGGAGCAAGUCGGCUAUGAGCCCGAGUUCCCGCCUGCCACGCCGAUCAAUGGCGCAACUCUUCCCGGACCGUCGGUGCCUCCGUUUCCUUCGAACCCGCGUCAGCCGCCGUCGAACACAGGACUCCAGCCUCCGUCGAACCCGCGUCAGCCUCCGUCGAAUCCUUCUCAGCCUCCUCCGAACGCAGUUGGACCAGUCCUUCAAGGCCCUCCCCAGAACACACAGCCGUUCCCCGACCCUGCAACUGAUGGACUCGCCCGUGAGCUUGGUGGGAUGACUAUCAAGUCUACCGAUAAAGUUCAACCUCCCCUGCAGGAUGCCACCAACAACUUCUUCGGCAAGCGCAAUGGUGGGAGCCAAACAACUGAAGGCAUCUCGAUCAAGGGAGCUGCUGCCGCCGCCGCCAAGCCAAACCCUUUCCAGCGAGCAGCCGAAGCAAUGAAAGCCAAGGCUGCCGCGGGUCCUUCUGGAGUUGGGUCUCCUGGAUUUGGCUCUUCUGGAUUUGGCUCUUCUGGAUCUGUCUCUUCUGGAUUUGGGUCUCCUGGAUGGGGCUCUUCUGCCACUGGCUCUUCUGGAUUUGGCUCUUCCACCCCUGGCUCUUCUGUUCUGGGUUCUUCUGGCUCAAACAGCCAGCCUGCCACUGCCCCCAGCGCGAACCUACCCGACGACCCCCUGAAAGCCGCGCUUGACCUGGUGGCAGCCAAAAAGGCGGACCCCAACGAUGUUGCAAAGAUGCUUAAGAUCCCACUCAGCAUGGCCGACAGGUAUAUAAUUGGUAGGGUCCGCACUCGUCUCGAAGAUGUCUCCACUGCAUACCAGAAGCUCAUUCAUCUGGUACCAUCACCGCAAACGAAGGCAAACCCAGGAGCUCCCACAACCUCCGGCGUCAAGUUGGGCCCAACGUGGUCGGUGCCAACCACCCUUCCGACCGCCGCUCCUUCCUCGGUUCCAUUCCCCGGUUUGAAGCCCCAGCCAAAGAGCGGUGGCGAUGCUCAAAUGGACAUGUUCCCCGAUUCGUCGCUGAACGGCGGGGCCAAGGACUUCAAGCCGGGUCAGUCUUUUGUCAUGGGUGGCGCCCUUCCAACCGCCGCCCAGUCUUCCUCCGCGCCCGCCCAGUCCAAGAAGCAGACCUACCGAAGCCGGAACGACUAUCGAAGCCGUGAUGACGACGAUGAUGAUCUGUACGGACUCUAG